AUGUCCUCUGAAGGGAGUACUCGGAUUGCAGUCGGAACAAGGGACAAGAUAGUUCAGGUACUUGUUCUAAACACGAACUCGCAACUGGAGGCCGUUUUCGUGGUGCGACUGGACAACACUGUGCCAAAGUCUGUAGCAUUUGCAGACGAUAAAGGUGUUUAUGUGUUUGGACUAUAUGACGGCAACUUCAUCAAGCUGAAGGGGGAUGACGGCACAGUAGUGAAGGAAUAUAGUUGCCAAUCAGUGAUUGGACAUGCGGCAAUCAACCAGAAGAGGGGUGUGUUCGUGGAGCCAGUUCGAACUUUCAUCACCGCUCCUCCCAGUGUAUCAGUCCCAAAGCAGGUGGCAUUCGGUGCCGAAGGGAGGUUGGUGGUAGGUGGGAGUGACAAUGGUUUGGUAUAUAUAUUCGAGAGGAAAACGGGGAAGUUACUGGAGAGUCUUCAUCACUCCAAUGCCGGCCUGGUGCAGACAAUAGCCACACGUGAUAUUAACGGGCGCUGCAUAGUCACCAGUGCAUUGCAAGCACUAAGGCAUAAGGCUACAGUCAAUUUAUGGGUCUACGACUAUGGCAUGAAAAAGGAAACCAUCACCUCGAAAGAAUCCUGGUCUCUGUCGUGUGCACUAACGCGCAUUUUCACAAUCUUGAUUCACGCAAGUGCCCUAUUGGUGACCUUAUGUUUCUUGAUGAACUAUGUGAACUAUGACACGAUGGCGCUGUCAGCAGACCUUGGCCAGCGCAUGAGACAUACACGGGUGUUCUUCGCUAAUAAUCUUGAAGCGAGUGUGCGCGAAGCGGUGUUGGACAAAGUACCGCAUGCACAAGAAAAAAACCACGAAAAGAGCGAUAUCCUGAUGCUGCGCGAAUUGGCAGAAAGGCUUAUGGAGGCCAUUCGAGAGGCAGAAGGAGAUGUAGGUGAAGAAAGCGCCAUUGGUGAAAAAGACGAGAUCACUGCUGAAGCCGAGAGGGUAUUUUAUGAGGCGCUGAGGGUACGAUGGGUUGAUACUAGGGAAGAUAGUUCAGGGGGGAAAGAUGUUAUUCUCAUAUAA
Molecule: messenger RNA, 1047 nt
Organism: Suillus fuscotomentosus
Lineage: Eukaryota; Fungi; Basidiomycota; Agaricomycetes; Boletales; Suillaceae
Exons: 5
Coding region: 1-1047 (348 amino acids)
Molecular function (GO): protein binding
Source: RefSeq, a predicted model, not a curated record